GAAUAGGCAAAUGGUGAAUACAGUGCCCUGUGUGCAGGUGAUGCGCGCGGUGUGGGUGUCUCGGGCAGUCUGAGCCUAAGUCUAUAUAAGUCUAUAUACAUAGACUUUGGUCUGAUCCUGGCGAGCCCACAGUCGUGAGCUGGACAAGCAGUAGACAUGGGUGACGGCUGGACAAACAAGGCAGGCAGACUGCCGGGCGAGAGACUUUUAAAAGUCGACAUGCCGCGGCCAUCCAUCAGCGUCAUAAGUUUCAGACGCGAUAAGGACUUCCUUAAAAUACGGACCCUGUUCGGGGUGACGGACUUGAUGUGCAAUGAGUCCAACUGUCACGGGGUCGGACACACGUGGAACAACCGCCACAACUUCCUGGGCCUGUUAUUUCUGAUGCUCCUCACCACGAUGGUCUCCUGCCUCUUCUACGUGGCCUCGGUGAUGUUGCAGGACUUCAUCUCCAGGGAAAUCCAGUCACAGACGUCAGUGGAGCUCAAGGGUGACUCGGGGCUACAGUUACCUUCCGUUGUGAUAUGUAAUCGUGACUAUUUCUCCCGCCGAAAGCUGACCGAGAUGGGCGUCAGCAGCCGCCUCACGCACUACCUUAUUGUCUCCAUCGGCUCCACCUUGAUCUCGGAGGAAGACUUCGGGCUCAAUGAUGAUGAGUUUGAAAUCGAGAGCCGCGCUGAGCUGCUCGAAUACCUCCAGUACCGCGGCAUGAGCUUCCCGGAGCUCAUUGAGUCGAUCUCCUACGGGUGUGAGGAGAUGGUGCUGCAGUGUAACAUCGGGACCCUGGAGCACAACGCCUCGGAGUGCUGUAAGACCUUCGUGCCGGUCCGCACCCUGACGGGGCUGUGCUUCAUGCACCUUUCCUCCGACAUCGACGCCCAGCCCUCCGAGGGGGAGAACAUGGGCCUCACCUUGUUCUUGAAUAUUACAAGGGACGACUGGCCAGAUCUGGACCCUGGCAUCCUGGACCCCUCCCACACGACCAAGGUGGGGCUGCAGGCCACGUUCAUCAGCAACCACACCCACCCCGCCCAAGUGGUGAUGGGUAAAGGCUCCAUCCUGGAACCUGGCACCCACUCCUUCGCCACCCUCACCCUCACCGUGGUGCAGGACACGGGCAUGAAGACGAUGGUGGACCUGUACGAGGAGCCGUGUCUGCCGCUCGUUGACCUGAAGCCCGAGCCGGGUCUGCAAAACUUCAUUAAGACGGAACCAAACUGUGACCUUUACGCCACGAGGUCCUGCCUGGACCAAUUUUGCAACUGUACCUUAUACUCCCUCAGCUUUCCAAGAGACGAGGUAAUGCCGUGCAUGCUGAAGGACAACCAGGAGUGCCGGCGGCUGCUGCACCGAGGGCUGGGGCCUAAGAUGCCUGCUGACCUGACUGACGGUGCCGGUGACGGGACCAGGCUGGCUAUUGAGUCGUGCCUCUCCACAGCGCGGCUCUCCUGCGGGCACCUGUGUGAGCGCCACGACUUCACCUCCGCCACGAGCCGCAUGGCCGUGCCGCCGAGGAUCUACAACCACCUUGUGAACUAUUAUAAUCUCUCGGACGGGAGUGACCUCGGCAUAAUAACAGCGUUCUACCCUGACCUUCGCUACACCUCAGUCAAAAUGUGGCGCAAAGAUCUCCUGAACUUUCUAUGCAACCUGGGGGGCUACAGCGGCCUCUUCUUCGGCUGCUCCGUCCUUGUCGUCUGCGAAUUCUUAGUUUACCUUGGACUCGUUGCUCACGUCUUCAUCAGGAGACUGAUAGAGAGGAAGAAAACUGUCACCAUGAAGGUCACUCAAAAAACCUGAGCGUAAACUGAUACUUUAGAUUAGAACAAAGAUUAAACAAGGGAUUUUAAGUCUAAAUGGGAGAAAGCAAUACAUCCGGCCAUGAAGGCCUCUCUGAAAUACACUAGACUGUCUGUGCCUGGGAAGGGAAAACUUUCAAGUAAAGGAAGGAGCAAGGAAUGAUAAGUCAGUGUUAAAGACAGUGAGAUGGACCACAGAGGGCAGUUGGGUCUUUGAGAGGAAUAUACAAUGAAUACUCUUUCGAUGUUACUCUCCUGCUUUGUAUUAUGUCAAGUGGAACGUUACUAUUCGCCCCUAGAGUAAGAUGAUAAUAAAUGGCUCCUUCUUGCGCAUCUCGUUUUCUUUUCUUUUUUUUACGUCAACUUUCAACUCAAGUAAUAUUUAUGCUGCUUCUCUUCACUAAUCUCACCUUGAAAUCAAGAUUGAAUGAUAAUGUGUAAUAGUAUUCUAGAGGUAAAUCAUAAACCGUACAUUAAUGAUAUAGUUUUGUGCAGUCUUUGUCUCUCGCCUCUUGAAAGGGUUUAAGUUGUCGGCAGGAGGUAAUACAGGGUGACGUGAUGACCCAUGAAGAUCUGCACAUAGUAUUCUAGAGGUAAAUUAUAAACCGUACAUUAAUGAUAUAGUUUUGUGCAGUCUUUGUCUCUCGCCUCACCCAACCAACUCACCUCCAGCAGGUAAAGAAAGGCAGUCAUUUAAUUUGCACUUUAAUUGUCUUUGAAAUAAUUUGAUUUAUGCAUCGCUGAACAAGUGAACAUUUCAAAGCAUUUAAAAAAUGACCUGUGUCUCGGAACAACUUUAUUUUAUUUUAUUUUUACAGUAAAGGAAGCAACUCAAGGGCAAAAUAAA
Molecule: messenger RNA, 2646 nt
Organism: Eriocheir sinensis (Chinese mitten crab)
Lineage: Eukaryota; Metazoa; Arthropoda; Malacostraca; Decapoda; Varunidae
Product: sodium channel protein Nach-like
Exons: 12
Coding region: 157-1800 (547 amino acids)
Biological process (GO): sodium ion transmembrane transport
Cellular component (GO): membrane
Molecular function (GO): ligand-gated sodium channel activity
Source: RefSeq, a predicted model, not a curated record